Molecule: messenger RNA, 1893 nt
Organism: Neohortaea acidophila
Lineage: Eukaryota; Fungi; Ascomycota; Dothideomycetes; Mycosphaerellales; Teratosphaeriaceae
Product: triose-phosphate transporter family-domain-containing protein
Exons: 2
Coding region: 246-1871 (541 amino acids)
Biological process (GO): phosphoenolpyruvate transmembrane import into Golgi lumen
Cellular component (GO): Golgi apparatus; endoplasmic reticulum
Molecular function (GO): antiporter activity; phosphoenolpyruvate transmembrane transporter activity
Source: RefSeq, a predicted model, not a curated record
CUAUCUUCGUAUUAUUUUUGGCGUCACAAAUACUUCUCCACCACCACCGCUUCACGAAUCCGCGUUGCUGUCAAAUACCUACUGUACACGCCCUGUCGCUCUGCCACUAUCAACACCAAACGGGAAUUCAUCGCAGCCUAACCCUGCAGCACCCCUUGCACUCUCAACCACCCUCAUCGUCUGCAAUCAGGCGAGGCUGCUUCGCACCUUCGACCAUGGCUCGGUAGAGACGACACCUUCCCGCAAUGCUCCCGACCGUCACUGGCCGCCGGCCCUCCUCCAAUGCCCCUCUGUCCCCGGCCACCACCAAAUUCCCCGACUUCUCGCCGGCACACGACGAUGCGACUGCCUUGAGCGCCCAUGAGGAGGAACCUCACAGUCCAAGCCCGCACGCGCAUACCAAUGGCCAUCCCAUAGCCUCACAUGCUCGGCUUCCUUUCAAGAGACAGGAUACAUGGCGUGCAUUGAAGGACAAGACUUGGCAGGCCGUGGUACGCCCCAACCGACAGAAGAGCUUGGGAGAAGCGAUACGAAGCAGCAGAGAGCGCAAAGCGAGUAUCACCGAGUCGGCGCACGAAAUCGCCGACUCUCUUAAAGCACCCGUGUCUCUCAGGCUCGUGUUGCUCUGUCUGGCUUGGUUCGCAUCCUCCAUCGUGUCCAACGCUUCCUCCAAGGCCAUCUUGACCGCUCUCCCUAGACCCGUCACCCUUACCAUCGGCCAGUUCGCCCAGACCGCCGCAUGGUGUCUCUUUAGCUCCUGGCUUGCAAAACACAACCCCGGCCUACGAAACGCCAUGCCGAUCCUGCGCAACGGUAUCCGCCGCCCUUCUAAAGAGAUCCUCAUGACCACCCUUCCCCUUACCGCCUUCCAAAUUACCGGCCACAUCCUUAAUUCCGAUGCAAUGUCCCGAAUACCUGUGGCUCUCGUGCACACCAUCAAAGGUCUCUCUCCUCUCAUGACCGUCUUCGCCUACCGGAGUUGGUUCAAUUACGAGUACUCCCGCGCGACCUACUUAUCUCUAAUCCCGCUUACCAUCGGAGUCUUCAUGUCCUGCUCCGCCAGCUUCCAAGCCAACUUCCUCGGCUUGCUCUACGCCUUCGGCAGCACCGCCGUCUUCGUGGCGCAGAACAUCGUCUCGAAGAAACUCUUUACCGAAGCAGCCAAAUCCGAAGCCGAAGGCCUCCCCAUUAACCGACAGAAACCGGACAAACUCAAUCUCCUCUGCUACUCCACCUCCCUCGCCCUCCUCUUCACCUUCCCCCUCUGGCUCUGGUCCGAAGCCUUCCCCAUGCUCGCAGAAUACUGGGACGAAGGAGCCAUCGAACUCCGCCAGCGCCCCGGAUCCUUAGACCACGGCGCCCUAGCCGUCGAGUUCUUCUUCAACGGCUUCUUCCAUUUCGGCCAAGCGCUCAUCGCCUUCACGCUGCUCGGCCUUGUGUCGCCCGUGUCCUACUCCGUGGCCAGCCUCAUCAAGCGCGUUGCCGUCAUCCUCUUCGCCAUCGUGUGGUUCGGUAACCCGAUGACCACGUUCCAGGCCUGUGGCUUCGCCCUCACCUUCAUCGGUCUCUACCUCUACGACCGCACCGCGGACGCCGACAAAGUCGAUCGGAGGGAGAGGGCGAAGCGGGAAGCGGCUAGACCACUCCUGCCAACCAGCGCGACGAAUUCGAAGAGACCUGUCGAGCCCUUGGCAAUGCCGCUGCUGGUCAGCGGUGAGGCCCCGAGGCCUUUCGUCGGUGGCAGCGGGUACGUGAAUGGGGAUGUGAUAGGUAGUGGUCCUGGCAGACCACGCAGCACCAAUCCGCUUUCUCCAAGUGCGAAUGGCGCGCCGGUUGCACCACAAUUGGGUGAGAAGGCCGACGAGCGGUGACGUCCGCACGGGUCCGUUUUGU